Molecule: messenger RNA, 4377 nt
Organism: Triplophysa dalaica
Lineage: Eukaryota; Metazoa; Chordata; Actinopteri; Cypriniformes; Nemacheilidae
Gene: add1
Product: adducin 1 (alpha)
Exons: 18
Coding region: 194-2815 (873 amino acids)
Biological process (GO): positive regulation of establishment of endothelial barrier; barbed-end actin filament capping; positive regulation of adherens junction organization
Cellular component (GO): plasma membrane; adherens junction; focal adhesion
Molecular function (GO): actin filament binding
Source: RefSeq, a predicted model, not a curated record
CCAAUCAGAAACCUCGUUACCUCAGUGAGACAAGAGCGCCGCGCCCAUUGCCAGACGCGUACGGAGAAACAGACCGCUGCAGAAAGGAACGACGAAAACAAACUCGUUAACGGAGAAAAACGCGAGCUCCCGUUUUCCCCCCGAGUCACUGUCCAUUCCUGCCGCACAUUAAGAGCCCAAACAAGCGUGUGCCAUGAACGGAGACUCAGGUGCAGGGGUGGUGACGGCCCCCCCGCCCACCAACCCCCCUCAUAAAGAGCGUUAUUUCGACCGUGUGGAUGAGAGCAGCGCUGAGUACCAGAGGGAGAGGAACAUGGCACCCGACCUGCGGCAGGACUUCAACAUGAUGGAACAGAGAAAGAGGGUCUCCAUGAUCCUCCAGAGUCCUGCCUUCUGCGAUGAACUGGAGACUCUGAUCCAGGAUCAGAUGAAGAAAGGGAAAAACCCCACUAGUCUUCUUGCUCUCCAGCAGAUCGCUGACUUCAUGACCACCAGUGUGCCUACCAUGUACCCAGCUGCCCCACAGGGUGGUAUGGCAGCCCUAAACAUGAGUUUGGGGAUGGUUACUCCAGUAAAUGACCUCAGGGGUUCAGACUCCAUCGCCUAUGAUAAGGGAGAGAAGCUGCUGCGCUGUAAACUGGCUGCCUUUUACCGUCUGGCCGAUCUGUUCGGCUGGUCUCAGCUCAUCUACAACCAUCUAACUGUCAGGCUGAACUCUGAACAGGAACGCUUUCUCAUCGUCCCUUUUGGGCUUCUGUACAGUGAAGUCACAGCCUCCAGUCUGGUGAAGAUCAACCUGCAGGGCGAAAUCGUAGACAGGGGGAGCACAAAUCUGGGUGUUAACCAGGCCGGAUUCAUGCUCCACUCCGCCAUCUACGCUGCCCGUCCUGACGUCAAGUGCAUAGUGCACAUUCACACGCCCGCUGGGGCUGCGGUCUCUGCUAUGAAGUGCGGUCUGCUGCCCAUCUCACCUGAAGCUCUGUCGCUUGGGGAGGUGGCGUACCACGAUUACCACGGUAUUCUGGUGGAUGAGGAGGAGAACGUCCUCAUACAGAAGAACCUGGGUCCAAAGAGCAAGGUGCUGAUUUUGAGGAAUCACGGUCUUGUAUCUGUUGGGGAGACAGUCGAAGAAGCUUUUUACUACAUUCACAAUGUGGUCACCGCAUGUGAGAUUCAGGUCCGCACCCUCGCCAGUGCCGGCGGCCCAGACAACCUAGUGAUGUUGGACCCUGGGAAGUAUAAGUUCCGCCAACGUCACCUCGAGCCAGCUGGAGACGGGUCGAGCCCGCACCCGAAGUGGCUCAUCGGGGAGCAGGAGUUUGAAGCGUUGAUGAGGAUGCUGGAUAACCUGGGCUACAGGACUGGCUAUCCGUACCGUUGUCCGGCGCUGCGUGACAAAGCUAAAAAGUACAGUGAUGUUGAGAUCCCCCCGUCAGCCACGGGCUACUCGUACACAGACGACAGUGACUCGGGUGCGCGCUCCCCCUUAAAACACAGCUUUCAGUGGCAACAGCGGGAUAAGAACCGCUGGCUGGCUUCAGGGCGGCCUGACGAUUCGACAGAGGAGGGGCAGGAUGGCAGCGGUAGCCCCAAGGCGAAGACUAAGGUGUGGACGAACAUAACACACGAUCACGUCAAACCCUUGCUGCAGUCGCUCUCGACCGGUGUCUGCGUGCCAAGCUGUAUUACCAACUGCUUGUGGGCUAAGGAGGACGGUGUCCGACAGGCCGUCGUGGCCAAUCAGUUUGUCCCGCUGAACACCAACCCUAAAGACGUCCAAGAAAUGCGCAACAAGAUCCGUGAGCAGAAUCUGCAGGACAAGAAGACCGCCGGACCGCAGUCGCUGUUGCUCACAGGUGCGGGGGUGGAUCGCUCCUUCGUCCAGAAAGUGACCAUAUGGCAUGACGCUCCUCUGUCUGACUGCAGGGACUCUAUUGAUGGCAUUGACCUGUCAGACAGCUUUAGUCCUGCUAGGUCUGUUCGAAAGGGGGAGCUGGUGACUGCAUCUAAAGCCAUUAUUGAGAAGGAGUACCAGCCGUGUGUUAUUGUGACUAAAACCGGACCAAACCCCUUCAACAAGCUCACAGAUCAAGAUCUGGUGGAGUACCGCAGGGAGGUGGAGCUCAAACAGAAAGGCCCGGAAGCACAGGCUGAGGAAUCCGUCCGCACUCCACUUUCAGAAGAAGUCCAGACCCCCUCCGCCUCUCCAGAGACCACCUCCACGCAGGAGAACGAGGAGCCACGGGUCACCGAAGCCCCUCCGCCUUCUAUAAUCCCUAGUCGAGACGCUGAAUCAGAGCCCGUGUCGGGUGGAGAGAGCCCGUCACAUCCUCCAGAAUCCCCUCAUAAAGAGUUCCACUGUGCGGUACUGAAAGCUCUGGGCUGUGACGCAGAACUGACCGCAUUUACUCAACCAGAAUCAAACGGGCCGGAUGCAGGUCAGACACAAGACAUUGAAGAGGGGAAAGUUCCUAGCGGCACCUGCACUCCUCCCAGCUCACCUGUGCGUGUAGAAGAACCGGCACCACAGAACCAGUCGAGUAAAGACCAAAGCGACCCCGCCACUUUAAGACAAACCCUCCCUGAUCUCACCCCCGACGAACCCUAUGAAGUAGCCACCCUACCUGCAGAAGAGCCCGCCCCUGAACACACAGACUCCGCCCCUCAGCCUGAGGGGGAGGAGCCUUCUGCUGGUGACGACGCAGCCGGUGACCACGGCAGUGACGGAUCGCCCAACAAAUCCCCUUCAAAGAAGAAGAAAAAGUUUCGCACCCCGUCUUUCUUGAAGAAAAACAAAAAGAAGUCUGAGACCUAGAGAUGAAGGUCGCUCAGGUGUUUGGCAAUACUCGUCUUUAAAUCCAUUGGGUUGUUUUUACCACGUCUCCUUACUUUUAUUAUUUGUCAAUCUCUUUUUAUCAUUGAAAGGUCAGAUUUGUUUUUAUUCUGUUAAGCGUUCUUAAUAAAUGCUGGCCGACCGCUCAAGUCUCUUUGGGAAGCGUGUGUCUUGUGAGGCAUGUGUAUACGCUGUUUUUAUAAAGAUCUGAAUAACCGCUAUCAUGUAUGAGAAUGUAUCUAAUGUUCAUAGGAGAAAACCUUCAGGACCCUCGUGGUGUUGAAAUCAAUUCAGAAUCUGCUGCAUGCUUCUGUCUGUAAGUUUGUCAAAACUAUGAAUCACAACAGAUCCCACUUGAGCAGAUGCAGAAGAGUAUAAAACAUGUGCUUAAAAUAAAACUUGUUUAGGACGGAAAUGAAUUUGCAUAUUUAAAUCUCAUUACACCUGUUAGAAUAAAGUUUGUCAUUUUUCAGCCUAAAAUCUUUCAUAACUUCAUCAAGUUUGCAAAGCAUCUACACUACAGAACUCUUCUUCUCUUCUGUUCACUAACUUUCCUCCUGCAGUGAUGUGAAUAAAAUGUUUCUUUUGAUUGUAAAGUAUAUUUGAGUUUAUUGUUUAGCUGGAGGUUUAUGUCCAGUAGUUUGACAUCGCUGUCAUAAUGUCGACCUUUAAUUCUUUCAUUGAAAUGAAUAAACACGCUGCGUAAAAUCAUCAAGAAAUGAAGUCGGACUGAUCUACAGCUGUUUGAUGUUCACACACUCAUACACACUCCUAGUGUGUGUCUAUAAUAACACUGUGAAAAUAUUCAUGGACCCGUCAUGAAGGACCACACGUGAACUGUGUGAAUCUCACUAAGAUUUAAACAAAUCAAACAACAAAUCUUAUUUAUGAUUUUUUUGCGUGUGACAUUUCAAAGACGAGUAUAUCUCUCCCUCAGAAAACUACAUUUCAUUUGACAAAUUAAUAAGUAAAGUUGCAUGAAACAAAUACACAUUACAGUUUCAAUGAUAAAUCAUCAGUUUGUAGUAAUAUAGUUGUUUUAUCUGAUGGUGAAGAGAAUUAGAGGAUGGAGAUCAACUGUGAACAUAAAUAAUACUGAUGGAGGCGAUUUAUAAACUUGAUUUGUGUGAAAAAUAUGAGCGAACACUUAAUGAGAUUCACAGUUCACACACAGUUGCUUUUUGUCAACAUGAAUGUCAAAGAUCAUCUUGAUGUGGAUCAGAAGAAAUGUGAAAUAUCUGAUGUUCACUAACAAACACAACACAAGAGUUUACUGAAGGACUGCAGGACAUAAACACCUCCAGCUUCUGAUCUUUCUGUUUGUUUUCUACUCAACUGUUUCAUAUUAACAUUUACUAACUGACAUGAUUUUAUUUAAAGCUUCUUGUUCAGUUUCUAACAUGCAGAUGAUGUUCAAUCUCUCAAUGAUUUUCUCUUUGUUCUGUUGUACAGUUGUGUGGAAUACAGUUUUAUAAUCACAUCUCUUUUUUUUUCAUGGAACUUCAUAUUUCGCAGCCAUGAAUAAAAUAUAAUCUUUAAAAACA